This is a messenger RNA of Sitodiplosis mosellana (orange wheat blossom midge), 8546 nucleotides long. RefSeq names its product roundabout homolog 2. The record is from RefSeq and is a predicted model, not a curated record. Gene Ontology annotation, biological process: axon guidance; dendrite self-avoidance; homophilic cell-cell adhesion. NCBI's taxonomy places the organism in Eukaryota, Metazoa, Arthropoda, Insecta, Diptera, Cecidomyiidae. Gene Ontology annotation, cellular component: axon; plasma membrane. Bases 1138 to 4836 code for a protein of 1232 amino acids. The transcript has 14 exons. Gene Ontology annotation, molecular function: cell-cell adhesion mediator activity.
ACACAGUGGACUGAAACGAGGAAAAGUGCUUUAGAUUCAAUUUUGAGUGCAGAUAUGUGUUCCGCUGUGCACGGUAUGUGAUUCAGUUGAGCCUGGGAUAGCGGCAGAAACAGACCUAAACGCAUAGCAAAGCUCAUUUCGUUUUCGCUUCACAUUCAGACGUUCGCCAUCGACGAGAGACAAUUGAUUCGUUUGUUUAAAGUAGGAGUCGCGUUGCCGUUUCCUGCAUCAAUUUACAUUCCAUCAGAUUUGAAAGUGUUUGAAACGCGCAUCGUCGUUCUAAUGCGACAGAGACAGCAUCGUGAGCAUUGCGAAUUCUUUGGAGGGUUUUGUGUGUGUGUGUCAAGGAAUGAUGCCACUUAAGAUAAGAAAAAAAAAACCGUCAAGCAUCUGAAAAAUACCGAUAAAAAUCAUCGGUUUGGGUGAGACUCGUGAAUUUCGUUGAUUAUUUUUAAUGGAAAAACAGUGAUACACGUUCAAGUUGAACCCUUUGUCGAAAUUUCAGAACGUAAAAAAUAAGGAGGAUUUUCUCUUCGAACAAAUAAAGGCAUUUGUGAAUGGAACUGUGAACUUUAAUAAAAGAGAGAAGAACGAAUUCAAAGAAUAGGAUAUUUUGUGAUGGAAUCGAAUUGCAAAUUGAAGCAAAUUUCAAAUCGAUAAUGAUUAUAUAGUUUGGAAAGAAGAAACGAACGACUUUUCUUCCCUUCGACGAAACAGAACAAAAAAAAAAUUUGCAACAAUAGAAAAAAAUAUUGGAAAAAUUCCGUUUGGCCGAUAAAAACCGACUUCCGUCACAAAAGUUGUUAUGUUUUUUUCUUAACAAGUGAAAAAGUGCACCAUUGAAAAGAAAUUAUCAAGAGGAAAUUUUUCGGUCAUGGAAAACUUGCGAUUCGUCGCUAAAUUGCAAAAAAUAAGUGGUUAAAAACGAUGUAGUUAGCAAAAUUGAACGAGAAAAAGAGAGAAAAUAACGGUAUUUUUCUUCUUCUUCGUUGGUGUUUGGUUCAUGAUAGAGAGAAAAAAAAGAAGGGAAAAAAGAUAUUUUGUAUUGUGUGUUCGAAUGUGCGGCAGUGAGAUUGUGAAUUAAGUCUGUGUGGCAGCCAGUCUCCUCGUUGUGUAAUAACAUAAAUUAUCAUCAAUAUGGAUACAAUUGUGGUAAUGGUGCUGUUGGCAAUCGCUCUCAACCAUGGGACACAAGGUUUACAAAUACCACGCAUAACGGAGCAUCCGAUUGAUACGACGGUGCCACGUCAUGAGCCAGUUACGCUGAAUUGUAAGGCAGAUGCCGCACCAAUACCUAGCAUUCGAUGGUUUAAAGAUGGGAAUCCAGUCAACAUUGCACCCGGUUCACAUCGUGUUCUACUGCCAUCCGGUGCUUUGUUUUUUCUCAAGGUGGUACAUUCGCGCCGGGAUAGUGAUGCUGGCAUCUACUGGUGUGAGGCUGAAAAUGACUGGGGAAUCGCACGGAGCAGAAACGCUACGCUACAAGUAGCAGUGCUUCGUGAUGAAUUUCGAUUAGAACCGCAAAAUACGAGAGUUGCUACCGGUGAUGUGGCAUUGCUCGAGUGUGCGGCUCCCAAAGGCACACCAGAACCAUUAAUUUGGUGGAAGAAAAAUGGUCAAAAACUCGAAAUCGAACAUUCGAAACGCAUUCGCAUCGUGGACGGUGGAAAUUUGGCCAUCCAAGACGCUCGACAAUCCGACCAAGGCGAAUAUCAAUGUGUGGCGAAAAAUGUCGUUGGCGUGCGCGAAUCAAAAGUCGUUACACUCAACGUGCACGUGAAACCAUUCAUUAUUCGUGGGCCAGUUGAUCAGACCGUUGUUGAAGGCACAUCGGUUACAUUUCAGUGUCGCGUCGGUGGUGAUCCGAUUCCAGACAUACUCUGGCGCAGAACAGCCGCAUCCAAUAUGCCACUCGACCGUGUGCACGUCUUAGAGGAUAGAAGUUUGGUACUAGAAAAUGUUAACCUGAGCGACGAAGGUGAAUACCGGUGUGAAGCUGAAAAUGUUGUCGGUUCCGCUUCGGCGGUUGGAUCGCUCAUCAUUCAAUCGGCGCCAAAAUUCAUUAUACGACCCACCGCGCAAAUGGUGGAUGCUCAAGGCGAUGCUACGUUUGAAUGUGAGGCCAAAGGCUAUCCAAGACCGACAAUUUUUUGGUCGAUUGAAGGGAAUCGUUCAAUUAUUUUCCCCGGUAUGUCAAUAGGCAAUCUCAAUGCAUCCUCAUCGAUUGAAGGGCUUUCGGUGUUAACAAUAAGCCAAGUAAAACGUUCAGACAGUGGAUUAGUGGUGAUUUGUAGUGCAUUGAAUACGGUCGGUUCAAUAAAUGCCCGAGCCAAACUAUCGAUUAGUUCACAAGACGAUCGUCCACCACCAAUUAUAAUCAGAGGCCCAGUGAAUCAAACGCUACCCGUGAAAUCAGUAGCGCGAUUAGAAUGUGUUGCAAUGGGCGUUCCAACGCCAAUUAUCUCUUGGUAUCGCGAUGGCAUUCCAAUGGUUGCAUCCAAUCGUAUUAAUUUAACGGAAUCGGGUGUAUUAACCAUAUCUGAUUUGCACAAAGACACCGACCAAGGGCUCUACACAUGUGUGGCGAGCAGUCGAAGCGGUAAAUCAACAUGGAGUGGGUAUUUACGACUUGAAGCACCAACCAAUCCCAAUAUAAAAUUCUUUCGUGCGCCUGAACCAGAAAAGAUUCCCGGACCACCAUCGAAACCAGAAGUAGUCAACGUGACCGAUGAUGCGAUUACAAUCACAUGGAUGCCAAGCUCAAAAACUGGAGCAUCCGAUAUCGUUGGUUAUUCGGUUGAAAUAUUCUCAAAUAACAUGAGCAAAGGAUGGAUUCCGGUCGCUUCGAAAAUUCCAGACACCAUUUAUAUGCAACGAGAUCUGACGCGCGGAGCCACUUACAUUUUUGUUGUACGCGCUGAAAAUAUGUUUGGCAUUUCACCGCCCAGUUCAAUGUCCGACCCAGUUACAACGGGAAAACCAAUUAUUUACGACGAAGAUUUGAUUUUAACCGAAGCCCAAGCGAUUCUAUCGACCGGUGAUGUGGUCGAAUUGCUCGAAGCCAAUGCCACCGAUUCGUCGAGCGUACGAUUGGUGUGGGAAAUUUUGAAUGCACAAUACGUCGAAGGUUUUUACAUUUAUUCACGGAAAAUCGAUCGAAGCGAUCAAUACAAAAUGCUGACGGUGCUACAUGGUGGUGGUGCUUCAUCUUGUAUGAUUGAAGGUUUGGACGCGUAUGCCGACUACGAAUUCUUUUUGGUGCCAUUCUAUAAAACGGUAAAAGGACGACCAUCGAAUUCGAAAAUCACUCGAACCCUUGAAGACUUACCAACGGAACCGCCAUCCGAUAUGGAGGCAUCACUUCUGAAUGCGACAGCAAUCUUUUUGAAAUGGCAACCACCGCCUGAGGAUAGAAUUAAUGGCGUUCUACUGUACUAUCAAAUAAUCAUUCGUGGUUUUGAUGCUGGCAACGUAUCGAAAAUCCUUGCAAAUAUGUCCGUUGAAGCGGCAUCACCCAGUUUAAUGCUGGCAAAUCUAACGACGGGCGUUACAUAUUCGGUGAGUGUGGCUGCGGCCACUCGCAUCGGCAUCGGCGUAUAUAGCAAUCCAGCGGUUUUGCGAUUAGAUCCAAAUACCAAUAAAUUAGAUCAGGAAUAUACACAGAGGCAUCCAAUAAAUCACAACUUGGCCGACGAUAUUCUAACGCAAACCUGGUUCAUCGUAAUGCUCGGCUCGAUUAUAGCCAUUAUUAUAUUUUCAUUCGUGGCGAUGGUGCUUAUCAAACGAAUCCAAUUCAUCAAGCAAACGUCGCUAACAAAUAUUCACGGCAAUCACGCAAUCGGAUCGGUUCGAAAAUUCCCGACGUUGCCAUUGAAUGCGAACGGUGUUUGGAUCGAUCCAGCCGGCGGUGUUUGGCGUCAGGCGGCAGCUGUUACAAAAGAUGGCAUCGCCGAUUACGCACAAGUCUCAUCGACAGCACCAACGCUACCACUUCCAGAUUAUGAACGUUUGUCACCGUUAAAUAUGCCCGAUUAUGCUGAAGUGGCUGGAUGUUCAACAUUUAAAAAUACACAAUCACCGCUGUACGACAGUUUUGGAGCGUAUGCAACAACAAAUCUAGUCCGCAAUGUGAACCUAUUUGCAAAUCCACAUUAUCCAACUGCGGGCAAAAACAAUAGCAUCUAUUCAGCGGCAAACGUUUUCCAUUACAAUGGCAACGAUGCGAAUGGCGGUGGCCAUGGUGGUGGUACGGGUGGUCGCAAUUUCAUGCAUUCGGACGCAAAUUUUGCAGCAAAUGGCAAAACCGCAUCACCAAAAAUGAACAUCAUUGAAAAUAAAAUGGACGCCAUAAAUAAUUUAAACCGUUCGUCAUCGUCGGUAGCAGCGGCCACAGGAUCGCCGGCCACCUCAUCAGUGGCAACUGACACAACAAUUGUGAGCAUCAAAAGCGUUCCCUCAACACCGCUCAUUGGAACAAUGCGUCGAAAUCGAUUACCAAAAAGUGGUCAUUGUGAUAAAAUAAAUUUCGGCGGUUGUGAUGAUGGGCGGGGUAUUGAGCAACCGUUAUUCAUCAAAUCGAAGGAAGACGGUAGUUGGACUUCGGUACAAAAUUCAGCAUAUCAUUUUUCGCAGGCAUCAACCAUGUCGCUCGCCUCAUCGACAACCCCAUUAACCAUGGCUGCGACGACAAAUUCUAGCACAAAUAAAUUUAAGUUAAACGCUAGCAAUAAUAGUAUAAAUAGUCCUAAUCUAAAUAAUAGCACCAAUAAUAUCAACAAUGUAACAUCAUCGAAUCAAAUCCAUUUGAGCAGUUUUGGACGAGCCGAUAAUGUGUAAAUAGCAAAACAGCAUUAACAGCAGCAGCAAAUAGAGAGAAAAUGCAGAGAAAAGAAAUUCACAUGCAAAUUAUAUCAUUUAAUCCGUAAAUUUACAUAUUAUGAAAUAAGUGACUAUAGAAAAGAGAUAUAUAUACAGAGAGCGAUCUUGGCAGAUGGGAGAAAAAGAAUGGCAAAAAUCACAGUUUAACUCAAUAUAUGAUGAUAUCAUCGUCGCAAUUGGCGCGCGCGACAGACACACACAGCAAAUCCUAGCAUAGUAAGUAUGUUAUAUAUCCAUUUACGACGUAAAUAAUGUGUAUUUAUAAAUGUAUGAUAUUCCGUUUGCCACAUACUAAAACGGCAUCAAGUCACAUUCUCGCAAAGAAAUAUACGCCGUGCUCCGAUUCCAAAGACGCUAUCGACACACGCACGCACAAAACAAGGAUUUUGUGUAUGUUGGGCUGGAGGAAUUUAUCAACUUGGCAUUAUGUAUUCAUGAAAAAUCGAAAAGCGAUGCCAAGAGACCGAGAAAAAACAAUAAAAAUAGAUCAUUUGAAAUUAACUCCCAAUUUGGAGUUUCGCAUUGAAGAGCAGAGUGCUGUUGGAAUUUCUUUACGGCCAAAAGACAAUGGAAAUUCCGCAAUCGAAUGGAAUCAUAUUUUCAAUAGUUUUCCCCCAUGGAAAGCCAUCAACCGCAUAAUUUUCUCAAGCUCUUUUAAUUUAUGAGCGUCGUUUCUUCCUUUUUUUUCCUCGAAAACUUUUGAAUUAUCACCGAAAAACUUGUGCUACUGAGACAAUGGCGACAGAUUGCAAAAGUCAUGCGGCAACGCAAUUCGAUCAGAAAAAUAGUUUCCACUGAAACGCGAGAAAAACGGCACGAUGAAUCAAGCGACCAAAGCCAAAACAAUGGAAAUUCAUAUGCACGAGGUGAAUCAUCAUCGAAAUGCAAUAUAGUUUUCGGUUCUGAAUGCCAAUGUAGAAUUUUUCAUUUGGUUCGAUUCAAUUGUCGAUUUUAAUUUCCACAAAUUGCUGUGGCGAAAAAUGUUUGUCGCUUUGGGAAUUUUCGUUUUGUUUCAUUUCAUUAAAUUUGAAUAUAGUUCGAACGAAUUUUUUCCACAAAAGCUUUAUUAGUCCAUGUCGGUGUUUUUUUCUUUCUUCUCGACCCUGCGAAACAUUAAACGCUUCUCUUUCCGCUGAAUUUUGCAAACGAAUCGAUGCGGAUAAAAGUUUUGAAAUUUUAAUUUUUCCAUCCAUUUGUAAAAUGGUUUUGUAACUGCAUUUCAUUAAAGCAAACGGAUAGAUACCGAAAUUCGAUGAAUUUUGCACAAAGUUGCAAUGAAAAUGGGUCGUUUACUAUUUUUAGCGAGAAAAUUGUGCGAAAUCAAAUUGGUUGCAGCACAAUUUCGAACAUAGUUUGAAAAUGGAAAAGUUUCCUCCUUUUUUGUUAUAAUGGAAUAGUUGUCGCUUUGGAAAAUGGACGCUUUUGGUAUUGGCAAAAAAUCGCCAUGAUUUAAUUGAAUUGAAUUUUCGGCCGUUUCGGGGGCAUCGACGGUGGUACGGUCUGGGACGAAGAAGUGUUACCGAGAAGCAAAAUUGUCGAUUCAUCAAUAAUUUUCAUAAUUUAUUCAUUGUCUGCUCUCUCAUAUGGUCUCGACUAUAUAUAUUGUCGCUGGUUGGUUUCCGGUUGAAAAAUCGGCAAUAUGCAUGCCGAUUGUUCAUUAAAAAGUUGUACCCUCAAUUCCAUUGUAUGUACAAAAAUAGCUUUUUUGCGGUGUGGGUUAGCAAAAUUGGCAGACAUUUACACAAUAUUUUGCAUACACCGGUCGAAAUCGAACGAAGAUGGAUUUCGUAUGGAAAAAUCAAAGUUAAGGAAAAUUGUGGAUAAUAUCAACAAAUGACGCGCUUGCAUCACCCUCUCGGUGACUCGAAUAAAUAGGCUAGCGUACUGGUGUGUAUAUGCAAUAUUCAGUAAUUUUCAUGCAAAGAUUGAACAAAUACUCUUGCCAUAAACGACAUAAUUCCUCACUCACUUCAUACUUCGUCCAUGUGUUUUAAAUUCCGUGUACAUUGUUUCGUUCAGGCCCUUUUCAUGUGCCACACUGCAUGAAUCAAUGAUGAAGUAAAUAAGUGUUCAUAUGCUUCGUCAAUAUGUAUGUGCGCCAGCUCUCUCUCUCUCCUCCUGUCACUCAUUCCCCCACCAUCACCGCCCUCCAAACGAAAAUAAUAUUAUGAAAUUAUAAUAAAAGCGGGAUUUGCACAAACAGUCGAAUUGAAAUCAUUUACAAAUUAAUAAUUCAUCUAUGCAUAUCUGAUUGAAAGCAUGGUUAAAUUGUAUCUAUGUGUUGUAUAUGCUACAAUAAUGGCACGAAUAAGAGAAUAUUGUUUAUAUGGUGAGUGGAAGUGAAAAAAGGGCAAACACGCGCGCUAAAAGAGGAGUAAAGAGCGCAUUUGGUCUGUUGCCAUCGAACAACUAACUGGCACAUACAGUGUGUUUUGAGCCAAAGUGAAAUGCAUGAAUUAUUUCCAUUCUAAAUUGACCUCUGGCUCAAUUUAUGCGACGAUUUUAAUAGACUAAUGCCGAAAACAAUUAUUUAUUUCGGUAUAUCGGUGCGCGUUGCAUUUUCUGCCCGGCUGCCGAGUCUUUUGAACCCAUCAUCUGCAAUGCACGGAGCAAAAUUGGUGGCUGCUUGAGACACACACAGCACAUGUGACCGACCGUAAGUGGUAGAGUCAAAUUGUUGCACUCGCGUAUGGAAAACAAAUUAGGAUAUAUUAACGGAUAGCGGGAUUAUCAAUCAUAAUCAUGAAUACGUCAACAGGAGCGAACAUAAAAAUCGAAAAUGCGCACAAUAUUUCCGUUUAUUAGCAUAAAAUUACGAAAAAUCAUUGUCAUAAAUUAUCACAUUGAAAACAUCGCAUUAAUUGAUUAAUAAUAAAUGGUAUGAAAAAUCACAGAAACGUAGGCUAUAUAUGUAGGAAGAGAAAAAGCAACAUAAACACGAACACAAGCACACACACACAGAAAGAGAGGCAUAUUUACAUACGUAUACUGAUGAUUGAUGUGAGUGCAAUGAAUAAUGAAGAGAGCAUAAAUUGUGAAAAACUGCAUGUGGAAAUGAAUUGCGAUCAGUAAAUGUUCCCAUAUUACUACAUUAUAGCCAUAUAUAGAUAUAAACAAAAGCAUUGCACGAAUCCAGAUGUUUGCACACACACAGAGAAAAUACAUAGCUCAACGUCAUAUUAAUUGUAUAGAAACGCCAAGCAAUGGAUAAAUACGUAACACAAAGAUAUCAUUUCCGUACCAAAAAAUUAUAUGUAACAAUAACCAAGCGAAACUGUGAGCCUUACUUUUCAUCUACCCUCAAAUGCGCUAAUUAGCAAACCGACUUUUUUUUUGUCCUUUUCUUGAGUCUUUCGUCUCUAUUGAAAACUGCCAACUAUAAUUUCACAGACUGAACCAACGGACACACGCAUAGUAUGCGUCGCAUACACAUGCUGUUUCUAAAACAUGUGUCUACCAAAUGCAUUUUAAAUGUCUAUCCAAGCAUUUUAGAAUCAAUUUGCCCAUAGACAGGAAAUUCAUUGAAUUUUUUUAAAUAAAACAUUAUCGCUUAGUCCUACAAUUGUACAUACUUAACUAUACGAAUCAUAUAUGGAUUAUAAUGAAUUAUUUUCAAAGGUUUAAUAAUAAAAAGAAACGUAUAAAUAUACAGCGAUUAAUGAUAAUAA